Vigna umbellata (rice bean) is the source of this 3155-nucleotide messenger RNA. RefSeq names its product ubiquitin-associated (UBA)/TS-N domain-containing protein / octicosapeptide/Phox/Bemp1 (PB1) domain-containing protein (gene NBR1). Gene Ontology annotation, molecular function: protein binding; zinc ion binding. The record is from RefSeq and is a predicted model, not a curated record. NCBI's taxonomy places the organism in Eukaryota, Viridiplantae, Streptophyta, Magnoliopsida, Fabales, Fabaceae.
AUGUCACUCUCCGGCUCACAAAGCUUUUAAAGUGGCUAACGGGUCGCUAACGCUAGCCGUGCAGUUCUCUCCAUUUUCUGUUCCGAAGAAGAAGCUUCGUUUCCCAUUAGGGUUAGGGUUUCAGUGUUUUCUCUUCCGUGUACCUGCCACGCUUUCCUUUGUCGUUUUUCUUUAGCUCCGAGAGCUAUGGAGUCUGCUCUAGUGAUCAAGGUGAAAUAUGGGGAUACCCUCCGGCGCUUCACUGCCUCUGUGGACGAGAUUAAUCGACUGGAUCUCGACAUGGUUGGGUUGAGACAGAAGAUAUGUUCUAUCUUCGGUUUCAGUGCUGAUGCAAAUUUAGUUCUGAGAUAUGUUGAUGAAGAUGGCGACUUGGUGACUUUGGUUGAUGAUGAUGAUUUGCGUGAUGUGAUGAGGCAGCAAUUGAAAUUCUUGAGAAUUGAGGUACUUAUGAACAAUGAUGGCGGUGCUAAAUCGACUGCUUGGUCUACUGGAAGUGCCACCCCCUUAAAAUCUCCUUCUGUCACAAACCCACCUCUGGGUAGAAAUACUAUAUUACACGAGGCUCUAUCUAAAUUGUCGCUUUCAAAAGCAGCAUCUUCUACUCCCGUGGUUGAUAAUAUUGCCAAUUCAAUUUUGAAAAUAGGACAAUCUGUUCUAAAUUCUCAUUUCCAGCCUCGUGAUACAGCUGGUACAAGUUCAAAAACGGGUCCUGGAGAACAUGCCACUUCUAAGGCAAAAGGUUCUCAAUCUUCAUAUGUGGACUCAGCCUCCAAUUCUACUGUCCAGGGUGAGAGUGCCACUCCCUUAAGAUUUCCUGUUCCAAACCCAUCUCUGAGCCCAAAUGCAGAUAAAGUUGCCAUUUCAUCUCCUGUGCCUGAUCCAGUACGUGAGCUUAUUUCCAAUUUGUUGUAUCCAAAUGCUGCAUCUUCUAGUCAGCUGCCUGUUAAUCUUGCUGAUUUAAUUUCCCUACUGGGACAUUCUGUUUUAAAUUCUUAUUGCGAGUCUCAUGUUGCAACUGGUCCAUUCUCUAAAAAUGGUGUUCCUGAAGAACCUAUCUCUGGUGAAGCAAGAGAUCCACAGAUGCCAUCUGUGGACUUGGCUUCCAAUGCCACUCAACAUGUGGAGGCUGAAAACCUAGUUAGAGAUGCAGCCUCUGCUUCUAAUGCCACUCAACAGGUGGAGACUGAAAACAUAAUUAGAGAUGUAGCCGGUCAACAUUUGGAAGCUGGGAAUGUAAUCAGUGCAACUACAGCUGCGGAAGUUUCCACAGUUGAUCUCAAUAUCCCUCCUUGUGAUCCCUAUUCAUCUCAGUCCACAAAUGUGAAUAAGGCUCCACUUUCAUCAGAAGUCCCUGAUGGUGAUUGCAGGAAGGGUAAAAUGUCAACUGUCUAUAGUUCUGCUGGUAAGGUUGACAGCAGUGGUACAUCCUCAAGUCCUGCUGGUCCUAAUGACAGUUCAACCCAGACUACUUCAUUGAAUGCUGGUGGUUUCUUUGAAUGUCCAUUUUCUGGGACAUAUAUUAAUUCUUGGACACCACAUUUUGGAAACUCUCAAAUGCCCCCCUUUAAAAGGAGCCAUCGUCACACUGAGGCAAUGACUGGUAUGUUCCACAAAGGUGUGCGUUGUGAUGGUUGUGGUGUCUAUCCGAUAACUGGACCUCGGUUCAAAUCCAAAGUGAAGGAAAAUUAUGAUCUCUGCCACAUUUGUUACAACGAAAUGGGUAAUGGUACAGAUUAUAUCAGAAUGGACCGUCCGGCUCGUUUCCCUCGAUGUGUAUAUGAGCAAUCCAAAAACUUUGUAAUCACUUUUGAACACUGCUAUCUUUUAACUUCUCCCUAUGCUGAAUCUUUGCAUUUUUCACAUUUUUUUUUUAUGUUGCAGCCAACAUUACCGCCUCAUACUUUUAAAAAAAGUGCCAUUUUGAAGCAUGCAAGACCAAAGUUAGAUAGUCAGUUCAUUUUGGAUGUCAAUGUGCUAGACGGUACAAUGAUGGCUCCAUCUACUGCAUUUACAAAGAUCUGGCGGAUGCGCAAUAAUGGCACUGUAGCGUGGCCCAAGGGAACUAAACUUGUUUGGAUUGGAGGAGACAAGUUUAGUGACUCUCAUUCAGUUGACUUAGAGGUUCAGAAUGGUGUCCCUAUCGAGAAGGAACUUGACAUUGCAGUUGACUUUGCAGCACCUCGGAUACCUGGUCGAUACACAUCAUACUGGAGGUUGGCAACUUCAUCUGGACAUAAAUUUGGCCAACGUGUUUGGGUCCUUGUACAGGUUGAUGCCUCUCUCAAGGACUCAUUUUAUGAUAACUCUCAGGGAUUGAACUUGAAUAUUCCACUUGAUGUCAGUGGAUCUGAAGGACCUCUGCUUAUAGAUAUCAAUGUUAGGCCUGCCGAGGAUGAUACUUUUCUUCAAACCCGCAUUCCUAAUGCUCUGAUUCAACCUGCUGAACAGGUUGAUAAGGAACCAAUGUUGGAACUGGAAAAGGAAUUCCCUAUAAAUGAAGCUACAUUUGUUGGCCCUUCUGCCUCAGCCCCUGCUGCAACCUCCCUGGCACCUUCCUCAAUCUCUUAUCCUAUUAUUGAUUUAUCUGAAACAACACCAGCUGUUCCCUCUGAUCAGCAAUCCUCCACUGUGGCUGUACCAUCAUCAUCUAUUAUGGGGACCGAUGGAAUUAACUCUCUGGAGGAGAGUCUACUUAAAGAACUUGAGGUGAUGGGUUUUAAGCAGGUUGAUUUGAACAAAGAGGUCUUGAGGAUGAAUGAGUAUGAUCUGGAGCAAUCCAUCGUCGAUCUAUGUAGUGAUGUCUAUAAUGUUUCUGAGUGGGACCCUAUCCUUUUAGAGUUGCAAGAGAUGGGUUUCCGUGACCAAGAGAUGAAUAAGAGGUUGCUUAAGAAAAACAAUGGAAGCAUUAAGCGUGUUGUUAUGGAUUUAAUCCAAGGAGAGUAGCUUUUGUUAAAAUGUGGGUUAAUAGUUAAUGUAAAGUUGGCGACUAGUGCUCCUUGGGUGCUUGACAUCUGUCAGGUAGACAUAAUUAUCUUAUAUCGUAUCUAUUCCCUGUCUUUGUGUUGUGGUGAUAUUGCCAUCACAAUCCAGUGUCGGAUUCAAGUAUGUUUGAACUACUGUGCUUUCGUAUGUAAUUAAUUAUAUUGCCUUCGCCA